Molecule: messenger RNA, 5037 nt
Organism: Cydia fagiglandana
Lineage: Eukaryota; Metazoa; Arthropoda; Insecta; Lepidoptera; Tortricidae
Exons: 2
Coding region: 1-5037 (1678 amino acids)
Molecular function (GO): RNA-DNA hybrid ribonuclease activity; nucleic acid binding
Source: RefSeq, a predicted model, not a curated record
AUGGCCGGAAACCAGGCGAACGACGGUGGCGAACCGUCGAAGGUGAGGCGCAGCAUCGGCGAAUGGGAGGCCUCAGGAAAACAAAAACAGGGGCAGAGCCCCACAGCGGCCCCCCCGCCGGCCAAGGAAGCCUUGGAGGCCCCUGGCAAAGACCUCCUAAGACUGACAAGUCCUCAAGGGCAACGAGUUGCACAAGUAAAAGUUGGAGAGGCAAAAACCUCACCAAUCACCUGCAUAAAAACCGCCGAGGCCAGGAGACUAAUGGAAAAAGCGAAAAACCAAUUAGACCUUUCCGGCAACAUUAAAAAGGAAAUGAAGGCCUCGGUGAAAGAAAUUAUUGAAAAACUCUACAAGAUGGUGAAGGACUUGGAACUCGAGAAAAAACGCCUAGAGAUGCCUCGACUCAGUUCAGCAACAACCCCAAAGCUGACCAACACAGCAAACACCACAUUCACAGUCACUCCGGAGCCGGACCAAUGCUUUCCUAAGAACAUUCUGACAAAGCUGGAAGAGCAAACCAAGCUCAUAGAAGAGAACGGCAAAAAAAUGGACGAGCUGAGGGCCUCGAUGGAGACCCAAAAGGAGACCCUUGGGAGGAUGGCGACGACCGCGACAUACGCAAGCGUAGCGGCGGCGUCCCCAAACUCGGCACCCGGUGCAGGACCGACCUUGAGAAGAGGUACCCUGCACUCAGUGGUCGUUACCUCCAAGGAUGAAACUGAAACGGGAGACGAGGUCCUCGACAAGAUUAGGAAAGCGGUAGAUGCGAAGGAUGGGUGGAUUACGGUGGAAAGAGUCAAAAAAGCGAAAGACAGAAAAGUCGUAAUGGGGCUGGCUACUAGAGAGGAAAGGGAAAAGAUCAAGGACAGGCUAGCAAAAGAAGUAACCAAUCUCAUCGUCGAGGACGUGAAGAAUAAGGACCCACUACUCAUCCUUAGGAGCGUGCUCUCCAUAAACACGGAUGAGGACGUCCUAAAGGCACUGAGAAACCAAAAUAGGGAUAUCUUCCGUGACCUUGGCGAAGAGGAAGACCGAGUGUCAAUCAAAUACCGAAAAAGGGCCAGAAACCCUCAUACAGGACAUAUAGUGAUCAGCGUCUCUCCCAUUAUCUAUCAGAGAGCAAUAAAUAGGGGAAAUGUCCACAUAGACCUCCAAAGAAUCAAAGUGGAGGACCAGUCCCCGCUGGUGCAGUGCACCCGCUGCCUGGGAUUUGGUCACGGCAAACGCUUUUGCACAGAACAAACCGAUCUGUGUGGCCAUUGUGGAGGACCCCACUUAAAAACCGAGUGCGAAGAAUGGCUUGCCAAAAUACCACCCCGAUGCCACAACUGUUUCGAGCAACAGUGGCUUACCACUGCUGAGGGCACCAAAAAGGUACAAACGCCCUACCGGGUAGCGCAAGCAAACCUCCAGAGAAAGAAACUGGCCACAGAUGAGUUACUUGUGGAGGCGGAAAGGCGGAAAAUCGCCCUUGCGCUCCUACAGGAACCCUACGUGGGGGCCAGUAAAGAAAUGAGGAGCCACAGAGGAGUGAGAAUCUACCAGAGUGACGGCACUGAAGAGGGUGUUGUAAAGGCAGCAAUAGCCAUAUUCGAUGACGAUCUCAAUGUUGAACAAUACCCAAAACUCACCACAAACAACAUCGUGGUGGUGGGGAUCAGCACCGUCGCUUGGAGGAUUACACUCGUGUCCAUUUAUUUUGAGCCAGACCAGCCCAUUGAACCCUACUUGGAGCACUUAUCCAAAAUAAGAAAAGAAAUAGACUCUAAUAAAUGGAUCAUAGGAGGUGAUGCCAACGCUAAAAGUGUAUGGUGGGGUAGCCCACAGACGGAUCAUAGGGGUGAAGACCUGAUGGGAACCCUCAAUGAGCUCAACCUGAACGUGCUCAAUAUGGGAAACAUACCGACUUUCGAUACUGUGAGGGGUGACAGGCGCUUCAGCAGCUUCGUUGACAUAACAGCCUGCUCAACGGAGAUGCUGGACCUAGUAGAUGAUUGGAAGGUCGACGAGGGACUCACGAGUUCGGACCACAAUGGGAUUCUUUUUAAAAUUCAACUCAAAAAAUCAACAGGUAUCAAAAUACAAAGAACCACCAGAUUAUAUAACACAAAAAAAGCAAAUUGGACCGAUUUUCAUGAGAAACUCGGACAAUUAUUGCAAGAAAAUCACCUAACAAAACCAGAAAUAGAACAAAUAGAAACGAAGGAAAAAAUUGAAGAAAUAGUAAAUAAAUUAACGCAAGUAAUAACAGAAAUAUGUAAAAAAUCCAUCCCAAAAAAGAAAAAUAAAGAGAAUCUCAAAUUACCAUGGUGGUCGCCUGAACUCGAAGAGAUGAAACAAAUAGUCACUACUAGAAAGCGCAGAAUCCGCUGUGCAGCCCCAGUAAGACGAGAGAGGGUCGUGAAAGAGUACCUUGAAGCAAAGGAACAAUAUGAAAGUCGAGCAGUAAAAGCCCAAGUCGAGAGUUGGAAAGACUUUUGUAAAAAGCAGGAUAAGGAAGGGCUUUGGGAGGGUAUAUAUAGGGUUAUAGGCAGAGUCACAAAAAGAGUGGAGGACGUACCCCUGGAGAAAAAUGGCGAAACCCUUAGCGCUAAAGAGUCGGUGAAGCUGCUGGCGGAGACCUUUUACCCAGAGGACUCUGCCAGUAGUGAUGACGCCCACCACAGACAAACCCGUAAGAGAGCGGCCGAAGUGAACGAUGGCGAACAAAAUGAAACUUGUGAACCACCCUUCACGAUGGCUGAACUGAUAUGGUCGUGCGAGUCGUUUAACCCGAAAAAGGCACCAGGCGCGGAGGGUUUCACGGCCGAUAUAUGCUGCCACGCCAUUCGAGUAAACCCUGAAUUGUUCCUCACCCUACUAAACAAAUGCCUCAAGUACCGAUACUUCCCUAAGAUCUGGAAGGAGGCCACGGUGGUCGUCCUCAGGAAACCGGGAAAGGACAACUAUGCAAACCCCAAGUCAUAUAGGCCGAUAGGAUUGCUGCCAAUCUUCGGAAAGAUCUUAGAGAAGAUGCUGGUUGCCAGGCUAAAGUCCCACCUAAUACCGAGGACCAGUGCCUGCCAAUACGGAUUCAUGCCGCAGCGCAGCACCGAGGACUCCCUCUAUACCCUUAUGCAGAGAAUUAACAAAAAACUAGGUGAAAAAAGGAUCGUCACGCUGAUCUCACUGGAUAUAGAGGGGGCCUUCGACAGCGCAUGGUGGCCUGCCAUCAGAGUCCGGCUGGCCGAGGAAAACUGCCCCGUUGGUCUGAGACAAAUGAUGGACAGUUACCUAAAGGACAGAAGCGUCACGGUGCGGUAUGCGGGUGAACAGUAUGGACUGGAGACCAGCAAAGGCUGUGUACAAGGGUCAAUAGCGGGUCCCAUCCUCUGGAAUCUACUGCUGGACCCACUCCUCAAAAGUCUCCAAGCCAGGGGCGACUACUGCCAGGCGUUCGCGGACGACGUGGCACUUGUGGUGGAUGGAAGCACCGCAAUGGAAAUUGAGGCCAAGGCCAACUCUGCUCUCGAACAUGCCCGGGAAUGGGGCGUCAGGAACAAAUUGAAGUUCGCACCGCACAAGACCAAUGCAAUGCUUAUUACACGAAAACUAAAGUACGACACCCCACGCCUGUGCAUGGGCGGGAUUAAUAUAGGGAUGGUCAAGGAAAUAAAAAUGUUAGGUGUUGUCAUCGACAACAAGCUCACUUUCAACGAACACGUCUCGAACGUCUGCAAAAAGGCAGUGGGUAUCCACAAGCAGCUCUCCAGAGCGGCAAAGGCAAGCUGGGGACUUCACCCCGAGGUUAUUAAGACCAUAUAUGUAGCGACAGUGGAGCCAAUAGUCCUGUACGCCGCAAGUGUAUGGGCCCCGGCCGCAACAAAAAUAAGUGUCCAGAAGCAGCUAGCAGCGGUCCAACGAGGAAUAGCACAGAAACUGUGCAAAGCGUACCGCACAGUCUCCCUCAACUCUGCGCUCAUCCUGGCCGGGAUUCUCCCACUCGACCUCAGAGUUCGAGAGGCGGCCUCGCUAUACGAAGCCAAAAGAGGUGUCCCCCAGCCGGGAUUGGGCGACUGGGAAGUGGAGAGAAUGGCUCCAGCCGCAGAAAUGCCACACCCCGCAGAACGCCAGGAGCUGAAACUAAUAAGCCUCGUUGACCAAAAUGAUGUCAACAAUCAUAGUAACUAUGAAGUGCGAAUUUACACGGACGGUAGUAAGAUAGGAGGUGGAGUCGGAGCCUCACUGUCUAUAUGGCGGGGGGAAGCCGAGAUAAAAGCCCGGAAACUAGCUCUACCUAAGUUCUGCACUGUCUACCAGGCGGAGCUUCUCGCAAUCUGUGUGGCAACAAGAGAAGUCAAGAACAGUAAAGCAAAUACGUUCGGGAUCUACAGCGACUCCAUGGCAGCCCUUCAAACCAUCCAGAACUACAGCUGCCUCCACCCUCUAGCAGUGGAAGCGAGAGAUAACAUAAGAACAAUAUCUCACCAAGGCAAAAUUAUCGCUUUGCAUUGGAUAAAAGCACACGCAGGGCUGGAAGGUAAUGAAAGGGCGGACGAACUCGCCAAGGGAGCGGCUGCGGACUCCAAACGUAAGCGUGACUACGAUCAAUGUCCGGUAUCAUUCGUGAAGCGAAAUAUCCGUAUGGCCACGCUUGACAAGUGGAAUUGGAGAUACACCACAGGUGAGACAGCAUCGAUAACAAAGCUGUUCUUCCCGGAUGCGGUAGCGGCUUACGGGACAGUCCGAAAAAUUGAAUUCACGAGUCCAGUGACACAAUUAAUGACAGGGCAUGGUGGAUUCUCCGAGUACUUACACAGAUUUAAGUGCAAGGAGAACCCAUCGUGCAUAUGUGAACCCGGCAGACCAGAGAGCAUUCCGCACCUAAUAGCGGAGUGCCCUCAGUUUAGCAUACAAAGGCACGAUACAGAAAAUAAAAUUGGGGAAGAGAUAAAAGUAGAAAAUAUUAGUAAAAUAAUGCAAAACAAGUAUAUUAGAGACACGUUUCUAGAAUAUUGUAAGAAAAUUGUAAAAAUAGUAAUAAAUAGAAAUAAGUAG